AUGGCGAUGGUAGCUGAAAUGGAAGAUAGGGUACAUCGCUUUGUGACGGGACUUGGGCCUCACUUGAUUAAGGAUUGUAUGACGGCCUCAUUACAGAGUAGUAUGGAUAUUGCUCGUAUUCAGGCGUACGCUCAAAAUUUGGAGGACCUUGAACACCGAAAGCGGACUGAGCAAGAACCAAGGAGGAGCAGUUAUAAGCGGGCCAGAUCCGCAGGUUAUUCAGGUGCUUAUCAGGAAGAUUAUAGGCCCCAUUCUUAUAGAAGAUCAGAUCCUUCAGCGGUUAGUGCACCUUCCAGAGGAGAAUCUAGCCAGGCAAGGCCUCCCUUGCCCCGUUGUGACCAGUGCGGUAAAGGCCACUCUGGCCAGUGCCGCCAAGGUAUGGGGGUGUGUUAUCACUGUGGACAGCCUGGUCAUGUUAUGGGAAACUAUCCAUCUCGUGGUAGAGGAGGCCCGGCUCAGCCAACAGGUUCGAUCGCAGGUUCUUCAUUUUCUGUUCGCCCUCCUGGACAAGGAUCUUCUCCAGCCCCAGUAGGUAGAGGUAGGGGAAGAGGUCAGGUGUCUGCUUCCGGCAGAAACCAAAAUCGUAUUUAUGCACUUGCAGGACGGCAGGAUCUUGAGUCGUCUCCAGAUGUUGUGACAGGCCAUAUUGUGUCCGAUGAAGGUAUUAAAGUUGAUGAUCGGAAGAUUGAAGCCGUUAAGAACUGGCCUCCACCAACAACCGCUUUGGAAGUCCGAAGUUUCUUGGGUCUUGCUGGAUAUUAUUGA
Messenger RNA from Lycium barbarum (goji berry), 765 nucleotides. RefSeq lists its product as uncharacterized. Bases 1 to 765 code for a protein of 254 amino acids. The transcript has 3 exons. NCBI's taxonomy places the organism in Eukaryota, Viridiplantae, Streptophyta, Magnoliopsida, Solanales, Solanaceae. The record is from RefSeq and is a predicted model, not a curated record.